Messenger RNA from Salvia hispanica, 1635 nucleotides. RefSeq names its product glyoxal oxidase-related protein. Lineage: Eukaryota; Viridiplantae; Streptophyta; Magnoliopsida; Lamiales; Lamiaceae. The record is from RefSeq and is a predicted model, not a curated record.
AUGCUGCUCCUAAUAUCACUCUUAUUUAUCACCCAUCCCUCCUUUGUUAAAACCGCGCCCGGUCCCGGGCCCGCGCCAACACUCGCCCUGGGGGGCGAGUGGCGCCUUCUGCACGAGAGCAUCGGCAUUUCAGCCAUGCACAUGCAGCUUCUCAAGAACAACAAAGUGGUCAUGUUCGACCGGACCGACUUCGGCCCCUCCAACAUCUCCCUCCCGGACGGCAGGUGCCGGGACGACCCCAACGACAAGGUGCUCACAACCGACUGCACCGCGCACUCCAUCCUCUACGACGUCCACUCGAAUUCAUUCCGCGCCUUGACCGUCCAGACCGACACGUGGUGCUCGUCGGGCGCGGUCCUAGCCAACGGGACGCUAGUCCAGACGGGCGGAUUCAACGACGGCGACCACGCGGUGCGCACGAUAGCCGCGUGCGGCGUCGAGAGCUCCUGCGACUGGGCGGAGUUCCCCCACGCGCUGAGCGAGCGGCGGUGGUACGCGUCGAACCAGAUCCUCCCCGACGGCCGGAUCAUCAUUGUCGGCGGCAGAGCGCAGUACAACUACGAGUUCUACCCCGGCGAUUCGAGAUCGAUUAAAUUAGAUUUUCUCCGGCAGACGAAGGAUGGCUACGAGAACAAUCUGUAUCCGUUUCUGCACUUGCUUCCAGAUGGAAACCUCUUCAUCUUCGCCAACAGGCAAUCGAUCGUUUUGGAUUACAAGCAGGAUCGCGUGGUGAGGCAGUUUCCCGCCAUCACUGGCGGAGACUCUAGAAACUACCCGAGCACGGGAUCGUCUGUUUUGUUGCCGCUGGAUGAGAAUAUCACUCCGGUGGCGGCGGAGGUCAUGAUCUGCGGCGGCUCGUCGCACAACGCGUUCCAGCUGGCAGCAAAGGGGACGUUCCUCCGCGCUGCCACCACGUGCGGCCGCCUCAGGGUGACCGACGACCAGCCGGUUUGGGAGAUGGAGAAGAUGCCGAGCGCGCGCGUGAUGAGCGACAUGCUUCUGCUCCCCAGCGGCGACGUGAUCAUAAUCAACGGCGCGAGAUCGGGCGCGGCGGGGUGGGAAUCGGGGAGGAAUCCGGUCACGACUCCGCACAUCUACAAACCCAACGCUCCCGCCGGUAAAAGAUUCUCAUCCGCGGCGGCGUCCCCGCGGCCGCGGAUGUACCACUCGACGGCGAUCCUCCUCGCCGACGGGAGGGUCCUGGUCGGCGGCAGCAAUCCUCACAUAUACUACAACUUCACCGGCGUCGACUUCCCGACGGAUCUGAGCCUGGAGGCGUUCUCGCCGCCGUACCUGUCGCCGGAGCUGGAUCCGGUGAGGCCGCGGAUCGUGAGAGUGAGCGGGGGGGUGGGAUACAACGCGUCGUUCACGGUGACGUUCAGGGUGGCGGAGUUUUUGGAGGCGGAGGCGGUGUCGGUGAGGUUAAUGGCGCCGCCGUUCAACACGCACUCGUUCUCGAUGAGUCAGAGGAUGGUGGUGUUGAGGGGGGUUGCGGUGUGGUGCUUGGGAUUGGAGACGUAUGAGUUUGCGGCGUUGGGGCCGACGGCGCCAGAGAUCGCGCCGCCGGGGUAUUACGUGUUGUUCGUAGUGCAUGCUCGAGUUCCGAGCUCUGGGAUGUGGGUUCAGAUUCAGUGA